Messenger RNA from Marmota monax (woodchuck), 6073 nucleotides. RefSeq names its product ankyrin repeat and sterile alpha motif domain containing 1A (gene Anks1a). Gene Ontology annotation, molecular function: protein binding. NCBI's taxonomy places the organism in Eukaryota, Metazoa, Chordata, Mammalia, Rodentia, Sciuridae. Gene Ontology annotation, cellular component: cytosol. The record is from RefSeq and is a predicted model, not a curated record. Bases 16 to 3537 code for a protein of 1173 amino acids. The transcript has 25 exons.
GUGGCGGCCCUGGGGAUGGGGAAGGAGCAGGAGCUGCUGGAGGCGGCCCGCACCGGGCACCUCCCGGCCGUGGAGAAGCUGCUGUCCGGGAAGCGGCUCUCCUCGGGCUUCGGGGGCGGCGGCGGCGGCGGCGGCUCCGGGGGCGGCGGCGGCGGCGGCGGGGGCGGCGGCGGCCUCGGCUCUUCCAGCCACCCUCUCUCCAGUCUGCUCAGCAUGUGGAGAGGCCCAAAUGUGAACUGUGUUGACAGCACCGGCUACACACCGCUGCACCACGCCGCUCUGAACGGCCAUAAGGAUGUGGUGGAAGUUCUUCUGAGGAACGAUGCACUGACCAAUGUGGCUGACUCUAAAGGCUGUUACCCUCUGCACUUGGCAGCCUGGAAAGGAGAUGCCCAGAUAGUGCGGUUGCUCAUCCAUCAAGGGCCUUCACACACCAGAGUCAAUGAACAGAACAAUGACAACGAGACGGCCCUGCACUGUGCAGCACAGUAUGGCCACACAGAGGUGGUGAAGGUGCUCUUGGAGGAGCUCACAGACCCCACCAUGCGAAACAACAAAUUCGAGACCCCUUUGGACCUGGCAGCGCUCUACGGGCGGCUGGAGGUGGUGAAGAUGCUCCUCAAUGCGCACCCCAACCUCUUGAGUUGCAACACUAAGAAGCACACCCCGCUGCACCUUGCAGCAAGGAAUGGCCACAGGGCUGUGGUCCAGGUCCUCCUGGAUGCUGGCAUGGACAGCAACUACCAGACGGAGAUGGGCAGUGCUUUGCAUGAGGCUGCUUUGUUUGGCAAGACCGAUGUGGUACAAAUCCUGCUGGCUGCAGGAAUUGAUGUCAACAUAAAAGAUAACCAUGGACUGACUGCCCUAGACACUGUGCGGGAACUGCCUUCUCAGAAGAGCCAGCAGAUAGCAGCACUUAUUGAAGAUCACAUGACUGGAAAGAGAAGUACAAAAGACAUAGAGAAAAUCUCCAUGCCCCAGCCAGCUCUCCUCUCCAUCGCGGACUCCGUAGCACCAAAGUCUCAGGGUGAUAUGGAAAAAGCAGUAACUGAACUGAUCAUCGAUUUUGACCCAAAUACUGAAGAGGAGGGUCCCUACGAGGCGCUGUACAACGCUGUUUCCUGCCAUUCACUAGACAGCAUGGCCAGCGGGAGAUCAUCUGACCGGGACUCAGUGAACAAGGAGACCGAGGCAGCAGGAGCAAGAACCGCUGGAGUGAGGCCUAGAGAACGUCCACCGCCUCCAGCAAAGCCACCACCAGAUGAAGAGGAGGAAGACCGCAUAGAUAAGAAGUAUUUUCCCUUGACAGCUUCUGAGGUCCUGGCCACGAGACCUAGGAUUCAGGGGAAUGCAGCCCAGGAAGAGGAUGAGCACCCUUACGAGCUGCUGUUAACAGCAGAGACAAAGAAGCUGGUGUCAGUGGACGGAAAAGCAAAAGACCACAGGCGGAGCAGCAGCAGUCGGAGCCAGGACUCUGCAGAGGGGCAGGACGGGCAGGUCCCCGAGCAGUUCUCCGGUCUCCUCCACGGCUCCUCCCCGGUGUGUGAGGUGGGGCAGGACCCUUUCCAGCUGCUCUCCACCACAGGCCAGAGCCAUCCAGACGGGUCCCCCCAGCAGGGCGCCUGCCACGAGGCCAGCAUGCAGCUGGAGGAGUCGGGUGUGCACACUCCAGAAGCCUCCCAGCCCUGUGGUCUGGACCAGAGCAAGAGAGCAGGCUACCCAGCGGGCCUGCCCCCCACCAGCAGCCUGUCACACCCCGAAACUUGGACUCGCACGGCAUCCCCGCACCCUGCUGGUGCUGAGGAAGAAGGAGACCGGAGUGGGGCCAGAAGCCGAGCCCCUCCCACCAGCAAACCCAAAGCCGAGCUCAAACUCAGCCGCAGUUUGUCCAAGUCUGACUCUGAUCUCCUGACCUGCUCACCCACCGAGGACGCGACGAUGGGGAGCCGGAGUGAGUCUCUGUCCAACUGUAGCAUUGGGAAGAAGAGGCUGGAGAAGUCGCCUUCCUUCGCCUCUGAGUGGGAUGAGAUUGAGAAAAUCAUGAGCUCUAUUGGAGAAGGGAUCGACUUUUCUCAGGAACAGCAGAAGAUCUCAGGUUCACGGACGCUGGAGCAGAGCGUCGGGGAGUGGCUGGAGUCGCUUGGGCUGCAACAGUAUGAGAGCAAGUUGCUUCUGAAUGGCUUUGACGAUGUCCGCUUCCUGGGGUCUAACGUGAUGGAAGAGCAGGACCUGCGGGAAAUCGGCAUCAGUGACCCACAGCACCGGCGAAAGCUGCUCCAGGCUGCACGCUCUCUGCCCAAGGUAAAGGCCCUGGGCUAUGAUGGGAACAGUCCCCCAUCCGUCCCCUCCUGGCUGGAUUCCCUGGGGCUGCAGGACUAUGUCCACUCCUUCCUGUCCAGUGGCUACAGCUCCAUCGACACUGUGAAGAACCUCUGGGAGCUGGAGCUUGUCAACGUCCUAAAGGUCCACCUGCUGGGCCAUCGCAAGCGCAUCAUCGCCUCCCUGGCAGAGAGGCCCUACGAGGAGCCGCCGCAGAAGCCCCCAAGGUUUUCCCAGCUGAGGUUUCUCCCCCUACAGUGCCAAGACUUGAUUUCCCAGACCUCGUCCCCACUGAGCCAGAAUGAUUCCUGCACCGGGCGGUCAGCAGACCUGCUGCUGCCUUCUGGGGACACAGGCAGGAGGCGGCAUGACAGUCUUCAGGACCCUGCAGCACCCUCUCGAGCAGAGCGUUUCAGAAUCCAGGAGGAGCACCGCGAGGCCAAACUAACCCUGCGGCCACCCAGCCUAGCCGCCCCCUACGCCCCCGUGCAGAGCUGGCAACACCAGCCGGAGAAGCUCAUCUUCGAGUCCUGCGGUUACGAGGCCAACUAUCUGGGCUCCAUGCUGAUCAAAGACCUGCGCGGGACAGAAUCCACGCAGGACGCCUGCGCCAAGAUGCGGAAAUCCACCGAGCACAUGAAGAAGAUCCCCACCAUCAUCCUGUCCAUCACAUACAAAGGUGUCAAGUUCAUCGAUGCUUCCAAUAAGAACGUCAUCGCAGAGCAUGAGAUCCGCAACAUUUCCUGUGCAGCCCAGGACCCAGAGGACCUCUGUACCUUUGCCUACAUCACCAAGGACCUGCAGACUAGCCACCACUACUGCCACGUGUUCAGCACAGUAGAUGUGAACCUGACCUAUGAGAUCAUCCUGACGCUGGGCCAGGCGUUCGAGGUGGCCUAUCAGCUGGCCCUACAGGCCCAGAAGUCCAGGUCGCUGGGGGCCUCUGCUGUCGAGAUGAUCGAAACAAAAUCUUCCAAACCGGUGCCUAAGCCUCGGGUGGGCACAAGGAAGUCCGCAGUACCGCUGACCCCUGAUAGUCGCUGUUGUCACUGUCACUCCUGCACCACCCACCGCCCCUCCUACCUGCCGCUGCCGUCUGUUAGUCCUGGAGUCAAGCUGGAACCACCCGACACUGACCAAGAGGCCCAGUCCCACGCCAGUGUCUCCUGGAUUGUGGACCCAAAGCCAGACUCCAAGCGGAGCCUCAGCACCAACUGAGCCACUGAGGAACCACACUGUGCUGCGGAAACAGCCGCGGGGAGCAGGCUCUGCCCCCUGCCACCGCCACCUGGCCUGCAGCUCUGAAGACCAGCCCAGCCGCCUGCAGGACCUCCUCUCAGCUGCUUGGCCCGGGUCUGCCACCACCAGGUCCUGCAGAGUGAGCCCUGCCUGGUGCGGAGGAGCACUCCAGGCCUCUAGCAGAUGAGCCUGGAAGCCCAGAGGGUCAAGAAGUGACUUGUCCAGAAUAACAUGUUUUUAAUAGGAAAAAAAAAUCUUUUUAUAAAAUGAACUUUUAACACUUGGCUCAAACCUCUAGGUAAAACUGCCAAUCUUCAGAUGAAUAACCAUGGGGUCAGAGGACUGAGGGACUGAGAUUAGCCAAAAAGCCAGUCGGGAAAGCCCUGUCCUCAGCUUGGGGCCUUGGUCUGGCCUGGGAUGUGAGGAGCGGGCAGUGGCCCUGGGUGAGUUGGAAGGAGCAGGCCCAGGUGAGGGAUUCCUGAGGGGCUGCUUCUCAGACCCAGCAAGGUGGCUGCUGUCCUUCACAGACUGCUCAGUUUCUGUCCCCAUCUAGAGCUGGACUCGGGUUCUUCAGUAAGAACACAGCCUCAGAGGCACCUGGGCUGAAGCAGAGGUUUCUGGUCUGCUCCUGGGGUUCCCAGUGUGAAGGUCCAGGGGCCAGAAGGAAGGUGGGCAAACAGUCUCUGGUGCCAGGAUGUCACGGCUGGUACUGGGAGCUCCCGGUGGCUCACCUGGUGGGCAUUGGGCACUGCCCAGGCUGGCUGCCCCACAUGCCCCGCUGAUAUUUCUGCCUCAACCAAGUUAAACGGGAAAAUCGCCGUAUUUUGGGCAUUAAUGGGAAGGUCAGCUAAGAUUGCUACUUGCCAAUUGGCGACUUGCCUGACCAGGUCUGUGUGAUUGGGCUGCUUUUGGUUCUCUGCGUUAUGGUUUGAGUGUUGAGUUCUCCACUGCUGGGCACAUGUGGCUCCAGGGGUGGAAAAAGUAGAUGAGGUGACAGUCCAUGUGAUUCCUCCUGUGUGGCCUUGAGGGCAGGCUGUGUCCUGGCAUUCCACUGCUGCUUAGCCCUUGCUUUUCAUCCGAAAGUUGCUUGGGGUUGUUCUUCCUGGGCUGGAGAAUUGAAGGGGUGGAGGCAAAGCCAGGCCAGCUGCCGCCCAGUCUCUUCCAGGGCAGCGCGCUGCGGGGUCAGCAGGCCUGGGUCGCUCUGGUCCUGGGUGAGUAUCCAGGCCUCAGCGGCGCUUCUCUUUCCCAGCAGAGGCUGUGAGUGAGUCUGUGCUGGUGUGCGUGUGCGAGGGCGUGCCCUUGGGCACCUUCCCAGCCCCGGUGGUCACCCCGCAGAGGACAGCAGGCCGUGUCCGUCUGCUGAGCGCCCAGACAGUGCCGUGGGGCGCAGCCCCCUCUGCAGUACAGGCAGGUUGUCCUCCACUUCCAGACUAAACCAGGGCCUGACACCUUGAAGUUGCACCUGGCCAUAGGGAUCCUCCCCUCGGGUCACACCACGUGGGAAAGAUGCAGAGACCCGGUUCCCGGCCCUGCGCUGAGCUGCUGCCAGCGCCCCUGGCCGCCCCCUCUCCCGCCUUGGCGCUCCUGCUCCUCGGAGCCCGCGGUGCAUGAAGCCCUGCUGGCGCAGGAGCUGCCGGAAACACACUACAGAGUCCCUGAAGCUCUUGUUUUUAGACAUGUGGAGGCAUUUCUUCCCCCGAAGCUGCUAGUCCUCUGUAUUUAUUCAGGUGUCUCCUGCUGGGAAGCCUCCAGGGCUGUGCUCCUGUGCCCCGGGGGCAGGAUGGGUUUCUCUCUGAAUGUUGAAACUAGGAAAGUGACUGGACCUCUCUUGCUCGCUCUCUCCUUCCUUCUUCCUCUACCUUCCCCAGAAAGGAAUAUUGCAACUUUAAGGUCAGGCUUCAGGUGGACCGGCCCCUGCGCUUCUCAGUGCACCCCACACCGUGUGGCUCCUGCGUCUGCGCGGUGUUUGGGCGGAGCCCACGUGCGCUCAGUCCUGUGCUGGCCGCAGGUCACCUGGCCUCUGCUCUCCUCUCACCAGCCGCCCUCCCUCCCGCCUUCCCUCUCGGCCCCUGGCCUCCGUGUCGGGCAUUCUGGAGGAGCCUGGGGUUGAGCAGGCGGCGGGCGCGGCUUUGCAUCAAGACGUUAGAACCUGAGUCUGAACGCGGUCAGCUUUGAGAUACCCAGGCCCGCAGAGCGCAGUUCACAAGACUGUUGCUGCUAAUGGUGUGGCGAUGGGACUGAAUUGUAAUAAAAAUGUUAUUUAAUCUUUGUUUCUGUAUUUUGAUACUUGAAUGACUUCCCCUUUUGUUUUACUGUACAUAUAAUUGUUAAUCUGAUUUUGUCUGAAUUAUAAACAUCUUGUGGUACCAAACAUAACCAAUCUGUGCAGCAACAUAGACUGACCUCACUACACAAGAGAGUGUAAAUAGUUCUGGGCUUCCCGCUUUGGUUUUGUUAUUUUCAUAACUGUACAACUUAGAACAGACUGAAUUAAUAAAUGAGAAGUGAAACAAAA